Messenger RNA from Oncorhynchus kisutch (coho salmon), 3681 nucleotides. RefSeq names its product slit homolog 2 (Drosophila) (gene slit2). Gene Ontology annotation, biological process: negative regulation of cell growth; negative chemotaxis; retinal ganglion cell axon guidance. The record is from RefSeq and is a predicted model, not a curated record. Gene Ontology annotation, molecular function: heparin binding; Roundabout binding; calcium ion binding. Lineage: Eukaryota; Metazoa; Chordata; Actinopteri; Salmoniformes; Salmonidae.
CCACUCCAACAACCUGUUCUGCGACUGUCACGUGGCCUGGUUGUCAGAGUGGUUGAGGCAGCGUCCCCGUCUGGGUCUCUACACACAGUGCAUGUCCCCUCCUACCAUGAGGGGACACAACGUGGCUGAGGUCCAGAAGAAAGAGUUCGUAUGCACAGGCCACCAGUCCUCCCUCUCCUGCAGUGUUCUCCAGUGUCCGGACUCCUGUACCUGCAGUAACAACAUAGUGGACUGUAGAGGAAAGAGCCUUACUGAGAUACCUGACAACCUGCCUGAGACCAUCACAGAGAUUCGGUUGGAACAGAAUUCUAUCAAGGCUAUUCCUGCUGGAGCCUUCUCUCCUUACAAGAAGCUACGCAGAAUAGAUCUCAGUAAUAACCAGAUAUCCGAACUGGCACCAGAUGCUUUCCAAGGCCUGAGAUCUCUCAACUCUCUGGUGCUCUACGGGAAUAAGAUCACGGAAAUCUCCAAAGGAUUGUUGGAGGGACUGUUUUCUCUUCAGCUACUGCUGUUGAAUGCUAAUAAGAUAGCGUGCCUGCGUGUCGAUGCGUUCCAAGACCUCCACAACCUCAACUUGCUCUCUCUAUACGACAACAAACUACAGACCAUCGCUAAGGGAACGUUUGCUUCACUACGAGCCAUACAGACCCUCCACCUGGCCCAGAACCCGUUUAUCUGUGACUGCCAUCUGAAGUGGCUGGCAGACUACCUCCAAGACAACCCGAUUGAGACCAGCGGAGCUCGCUGCACCUCCCCCCGUCGCCUCGCCAACAAACGCAUCGGACAGAUCAAGAGCAAGAAGUUCCGCUGUUCAGGUACGGAGGACUACCGCAGUAAGCUGGGAGGAGACUGUUUUGCCGACCUGGCCUGUCCGGAAAAGUGUCGAUGCGAAGGGACCACGGUUGACUGUUCCAACCAGAAGCUGACCAAGAUACCUGAACACAUCCCUCAGUACACACAGGAACUUCGUCUGAACAACAAUGAGUUUUCAGUGCUGGAGGCGACCGGGUUCUUUAAGAGGCUGCCGAACCUGCUGGCCAAUCCCUUCAACUGUAACUGCCACCUGGCAUGGCUUGGUGAUUGGCUAAGGAGGAAGCGUAUCGUCACGGGCAACCCCCGCUGUCAGAACCCUUACUUCCUGAAAGAGAUCCCUAUACAGGAUGUAGCCGCACAGGACUUCACCUGCGACGACGGUAAUGAUGAGAACAGUUGUAGUCCAGUGUUGAGGUGUCCUGCAGAAUGCAGCUGUCUGGAUACAGUGGUCCGCUGUAGUAACAAGGGCCUCAGCACCCUUCCUAAAGGACUGCCCAAGGACACCACAGAACUGUAUCUGGAUGGUAACCAACUCACACAGGUUCCAGUGGAACUCUCAAAUUACAAGCACUUAACACUCAUCGAUCUGAGUAACAACCAAAUCAGCACGUUGUCCAACUACAGCCUGAGAAACAUGACAGAACUACUGACACUAAUCCUAAGCUACAACCGUUUGAGGUGCGUACCAGUCAGGGCCUUCGAUGGACUCAAGUCUCUACGGUUACUGUCUCUCCAUGGAAACGACAUAUCUGUGAUACCGGAGGGAGCUUUCAAAGACCUGGCCUCGCUCUCUCACCUGGCUCUGGGGGCCAACCCCCUGUACUGUGACUGUAGGAUGCAGUGGCUGUCUGACUGGGUGCAGAGUGGGUAUAGGGAACCGGGUAUCGCCCGCUGUGCCGGUCCUGGAGACAUGACAGACAAACUACUGCUGACCACACCGUCCAAGAAGUUCACCUGCACAGGUCCUCUAGAUGUGGGUAUCCAGGCAAAGUGUGACCCGUGUCUCUCCAACCCCUGUCACAACGACGGUACCUGCUCCAACCACCCCGUCACCUUCUACCGCUGUAGCUGCCCCUACGGAUUCAAGGGUCAGGACUGCGAGGAACCUCUCCAUGCCUGUAUCGGUAACCCCUGUCAGAACGCUGGUACCUGCCAUCUGAAAGAAGGGGAACGCAGUAACUCCUGGUGUGUGUGUGCGGAGGGUUUCGAGGGGGAUGUGUGUGAGAUCAACGUUGACGACUGUGAAGACAACGACUGUGAGAACAACUCAACCUGCGUCGACGGAGUCAACAACUACACCUGCAUGUGUGGCCUGGAGUACACAGCUGCUACCAAUGAGGUGGAGAGAGGUGAGCUGUGUGAGGAGAAAUUAGAUUUCUGUGCUCCAGAGUUGAACCCCUGCCAGCACGACUCCAAAUGCAUCCUGACCCUUCAGGGGUACAAGUGUGAGUGUACCCCAGGCUACGUGGGGGAUCAGUGUGAGCUGGACUAUGAUGACUGUGAGGAGAACAAGUGUCAGAACGGAGCUCAGUGUAUUGAUGCGGUCAACGGAUACACCUGUGUCUGUCCUGAGGGAUACAGCGGUCUGUUCUGUGAGUUCUCUCCUCCCAUGGUUCUGCCGCGCACCAGUCCCUGUGACGACCACGAGUGUAUGAACGGAGCGCAGUGCGUUGUCGUGGAGACGGACCCCCGCUGUCAGUGUCUCCAUGGUUACGAGGGCGAGUGGUGCGAGACGCUAGCCAGUGUCAACUUCGUCAACCGACGGUCUUACCUGCAGCUGCCCUCUAGUCUAAUCACACCUGAGACAAACAUCACACUACAGAUUGCUACAGAUGAGGACAGUGGUGUGUUGCUGUAUAAAGGAGACAAGGACCACAUUACCAUAGAGUUGUAUAGAGGACGUCUCCGUGUCAGCUACCACACUGGAACAAACCCUGCCUCUGCUAUAUACAGUGUGGAGACAGUAAAUGAUGGUGUAUUCCAUGUGGUAGAGUUGGUGGCAUCAGAUCAGACUGUGUCUCUGUCUAUUGAUGGAGGACCAGUCAAGUCUAUCAACUCUCUGAGUAAACAGUCAACACUCAGCAUCGAUUCUCCUCUAUACCUGGGAGGUAUGCCAGAUCGUUGGUCCGUCUCUGCAGCGCUGCAGUCUGGAGUUGGGGGGCAGAACGGGACCAGCUUCCAUGGCUGUCUCAGGAACCUCUACAUCAACGGACAGCUGCAGGACCUGGGGGUCGGGCUGGAGCAGGGACAGACUGGGGUUGAAGCGGGAUGCCAGCCAUGCCAGGCAGGUGUGUGUGGCCAGGGUGAGUGCCACCCAACCGGUCAGAGAGGCUUCUCCUGUACCUGCCACCCUGGGUGGACCGGAGACCGUUGUCAGGACCAGGUCAACAACCCCUGUGAUGGGAACAAGUGUAUCCAUGGUUCAUGUCUUCCUAUCAAUUCCUACUCCUACUCCUGUCGCUGCCAGCCAGGAUUCCUCGGGGUGCUGUGUGACGAGGCAGACCAGGAAGUGCUGGACCCCUGUCAGCUGACCAGGUGUAAACAUGGGAAAUGUAGGCUGUCUGGCCUGGGCAAGGCCUACUGUCAAUGUAGCCCAGGAUACACGGGGGACGCCUGCGACAGAGCCUCCUCUGAUCCACCGCCCCCCGGCAGAGGGGUCACCCAGAGGUGGUCUGUCGAGGGGAACGGCUCCGAGCUGUCUACCAGCUCCAGAGGGGCUAUUCGGCGUGUGAAACCCAGGAGAAGGUCUCCCGUCUAGAGUGCCGUGGCUCCUGUCCGGAGGAGACAGGGAGGGGCUGCUGCUCCCCUUUACGUUCCAAACGCAGGAAAUACACCUUCCACUGCACCGACGGCUCCUCCUUCGUACAG